This is a messenger RNA of Trichechus manatus latirostris (Florida manatee), 1496 nucleotides long. RefSeq names its product sorting nexin 32 (gene SNX32). Gene Ontology annotation, molecular function: phosphatidylinositol binding. Bases 301 to 1146 code for a protein of 281 amino acids. Gene Ontology annotation, biological process: retrograde transport, endosome to Golgi. The record is from RefSeq and is a predicted model, not a curated record. NCBI's taxonomy places the organism in Eukaryota, Metazoa, Chordata, Mammalia, Sirenia, Trichechidae. The transcript has 11 exons. Gene Ontology annotation, cellular component: endosome.
GAUCUGCAGGCAAACAGCACCUUACAGGUGGAGAUCUCAGACGCAGUGAGUGAGCGGGACAAGGUGAAAUUCACUGUUCAAACCAAGAGCUGCCUCCCUCACUUCGCCCAGACGGAGUUCUCGGUGGUGCGGCAGCAUGAGGAGUUCAUCUGGCUGCAUGACACCUAUGUGGACAACGAGGAGUACGCCGGCCUCAUCAUCCCCCCAGCCCCUCCAAGGCCAGACUUUGAGGCAUCGCGGGAAAAGCUGCAGAAGUUGGGUGAGGGGGACAGCUCUAUCACCCGGGAAGAGUUUGCCAAAAUGAAGCAGGAGCUAGAAGCGGAGUACCUGGCGAUCUUUAAGAAGACGGUCGCCAUGCAUGAAGUGUUUCUGCAACGCCUGGCAGCCCACCCUACCCUGCGUCAAGACCACAACUUCUUCGUCUUUCUGGAAUACGGCCAGGAUCUGAGCGUCCGAGGGAAGAACAGGAAAGAGCUGCUUGGGGGCUUUCUGAGGAACAUUGUGAAGUCCGCAGAUGAAGCCCUUAUCACUGGCGUGUCAGGGCUCAAGGAGGUGGAUGACUUCUUUGAACACGAGAGAACCUUCCUGCUGGAGUAUCACACUCGUAUCCGGGAUGCCUGCCUGCGGGCAGACCGUGUCAUGCGCUCCCACAAGUGCCUGGCAGAGGAUUAUAUCCCUAUCUCAGCUGCGCUGAGCAGUCUGGGAACACAGGAAGUCAACCAGCUGAAGAUGAGCUUCCUCAAAUUGGCUGAACUCUUUGAACGACUAAGGAAAUUGGAGGGCCGGGUGGCAUCUGAUGAGGACCUGAAGCUGUCGGACAUGCUGAGGUACUACAUGCGAGACUCACAGGCAGCCAAGGACCUCCUGUACCGGCGGCUGAGGGCACUGGCUGACUACGAGAGCGCCAACAAGGCGCUAGACAAGGCGCGCACCAGGAACCGGGAGGUGCACCCCGCCGAGAGCCACCAGCAGCUGUGCUGCCAGCGCUUUGAGCGCCUCUCCGACUCAGCCAAGCAGGAGCUCAUAGACUUCAGGUCCCGUCGCGUCUCCUCUUUCCGCAAGAACCUCAUUGAGUUGGCAGAGCUGGAGCUCAAACACGCCAAGGUAAACCUACAGCCUCCCUGGCCCCCACUGCCAGGCCUCUAGGUUCUUAGCUAGUCUCCUAUGCCUGCUUGCUAAGUUUGUGUGUGUUGGGUGGGAGGGGGUCCAGCAGCUCCAGCUGAGGUUCAGGACCAUGUUUCCCUAUCUUGGGCCAGGUCCCUGCCCUUUUCUUCAUUGGUGCUAAUUACUCAAUAAAUGACGGGGGUGUGGCAGGAGUUAUCCGGGGUUCGGGAAGUGCAACUCCCAGCCUUAGGGAGCAGGGUGAGGGCAGGCAGAGAACAUCGAGGACCCAUCUCUCUUCCCUGCAGGCCAGCACACUGCUGCUCCGGAACACCCUCGUUGCCCUCAAGGGGGAGCCUUAGAGCAACCAACACACAGCCAGUCUUUGUCCCUGG